CCAGCCAUUACCCAGUGUAGGCACCGAAGCUGCACAAAUGCCUACAACACUGUGUGCAAAGAAUGCAAUGAAAACAAAGCGAUAUUCAAGCCAUGGAAUGGAGAUAAAGAAUGUCAACGUAUGUGCGCAUGGAACAAUCACUAUUGCUGGCCCGGAACAUGCAGCACCAACUUGGCUCAGGACUGUCAAUGUGCGAAUGGCUUUGUCAAAAGAUCAUCUGUUGAUUACGGUUCCGUCGAUGCCGGAGAAACAACGUGUCAGCCCAACACACUUCCUGAUAUUCUGACAUGCGACACUGUGGCAGUUGGACCUAACGGCGAAAAGAAAAGAUCAAUGAGCACCAGCCAUUCAACUGCAUGUCAAUACCUUGCAGACAUGUACGGCAACUACCAACCGAGUAUUAUGGAGUUUACAAUGUCUUCGGAAUUUGCAGUAAUUAUUUUACUCAGCAAACCAUCUUUCAUCGCAGAAGAAAAAAUUGGAAUCAGCGAUACAACAAUAACAGUAAAGGUCCAGGCUAUUACAGGUUCCUAUGAAGCAAAGUCAAUCCAUAAACAAUUAGUUGAUUCGUCAUUCAGCACAGGCGUGAUACAAGCUCAGCAUGACUCAGGAAAUAUAACUGUCAACCAGACGAUGUAUAAUCUACAAAAUGGAGAAGCACUUUGUUUGGAGUUUGAAGCAAAGGCAGGAGGCUACUUAAAAAGCAUUGAUACAAGGGCAGACACACAUAUAACAUCAGGGCCGGUUCCUUACACGAAGGUCACAAAACAAAGGACAGUGUGUUACAUAUACGACAACGCACCACCGGAACAUUGUUCCAAGUUGGGGUCAUGCUCGUCCGAACCGUUGACGCUUCAGAAGCGAAUUACACGAUCCGAAUUGUCGAUGGUUCAAUUCAACGGUUGGUUGGACCCAGUGCCAAGUGGAGGAGCAAGCGAAACAGCUUCGUCGAUUGAAAGUUACCAAAUAACUGUCAACGAAGUACCUCCCUCCAACGGCUCUUUGAAAGUUGAUUAUACAAAGAAUACAUAUACAAGAAAAGUACUCUCAUCCGCUGUGCAUGAAAUGGAGUUGAAUCUCACAUCAAAUUCACCGCGACUAUUUUGUAUUACACUAGAGGUCAAGGAUGUUGCAGAUAACGUUCGCCAAAGUAGAAGGUUUAUGUUGUACGACAGCACGAGUUUCAUUGAAACAUGGAAAGACAAUCCAUAUAAAUUUGAUUCAGCAUCGCCAGAGACGAACUUCACUUGGCAAACACAUCACAAUGACAUUUGUCUGAAUUGGAAAAACUAUUUUAUUAACAUGUUCUAUUUAAAAAAUGAACUUUUAAAUAAAAUAGAGUCCGAACCCCAUGGCCAUAUAACCGGUGUAUAUGAACAAACAACAGGCCUUCUUCCCGUUGGUGGAACACCGAAUGUACACGGGAUAAUAGAAUAUUACGUAUCCUGGAAACUCAACAAUGGCGCGUUUACUGUAGAACAACUCGUACCAAACUUUCUGAAUCAACGAUUCUGUACCAAUUUAAAUAUUGCUGAUGGACAGACCUAUACAUUCAACAUUCGUCCAGUAGAUAUUGUCGACAACAGUUUCAACGAGUCUAGAACCGUUUACAUAGAUCGCUCGCCACCCCAUAUAAACAACAUUUGGCUUAAGAAAGACGGAUUUGAGAUGUUAUAUGUUCAUAAUAGCACCGAUUUGUCGAAGAUGCAGAUGACGUUUGACGCAUUGGACCCGCAUAGCGGACUUCAAAAAAUUAAGUGGGAGUUCGGAAUCGCCGGUACGUCAACUGUGUUAACAACUGGUUAUUUGUCAGUAGUGCAGAUCAAAAACGCAACUUGCCCAACUGGAUAUUUUGAUUGCUAUUGCCCGGACAUAGAAAUGUGUGAAUUUUUCAACUACUCAAUCCCGCUAAAUAAGCUUGUUGAAGCAGAUACGCAUACCGGGAGCCACAACCGGAACUACUACUUCAAAAUAACGGUCACCAACAAUGCCUUGCUAACAACGACAGAGCAUAUCGAUGUACUUGUUGACGAUUCCCCACCAGAAGCAGGCGUAAUUUAUGAAGGUCCUGUGGACUACAAAGAUAUUGACUACACAAGUGCGGAUUCCUUUGUUGUACACUGGCAUGGAUUUAUCGACCAUGAAAGUGGAAUCAAACUCUACAGGUUAGGGCUUGCCGCCAGAUGCUUAACAAAACAGGAACUGUACAACUUUACAGAAGUGGCUGAGAUAAUGGUCUAUAAAGAGCUUACUGAGACAUCAGUUCGUCUUCCAGCAAAUUUCACAGGUAAACGGUUCGUGACCAUUAUUGCUCUAAACAAUGCCAUGGAGUCAUCAAAGCCUGUUUGUUCGGAUGGAAUCACAAGAGAUAUUUCACCUGCUAUUAUUCGCAACUUAACAAUGGAGCAUGCAGUGUGGACCGAGACCAUUAUCUGUCAAAAUGGACAACCUUAUUUAUUACAAUCUAACCUUCAAAAAGUCCCGCUGCAUAACACAACAGCAUGUUUAAAAAUUUGCAAAUCAAGAACGGACACCAUAGUAGCUGACUUUCUGACUACUCAUAUCUCAGGAAGCAAAGACACUGAUAUUUCCGAUUUCCUUUGUCGACACCUGUCUUUGUACACUAACGAAACGAUUGUCUACAUGCCAAACGACCAUGUCGUGCUGAAUUGGGAAGUGGAAGAAUUAGGUAGUCAAAUAGAAGAUUUUUAUGUUGGGCUUGGUCUGGAUGCGACAGAAAAGGAUUCGCCCAGUUUGGUGGACUAUAUUUCUACCGAUAGAAAACCAUACUUCAAACAUCGACAUGAAGCAAUUGGAUCCGAUGAACUGUUCUUUGUCUUCAUCAAAACAGUCAACAAAGCAGGCUUAUCCAACAUCGCAACAUUGGGUCCUAUUUUGAUCGACGAAACACCACCACGGUACAAACAUAUUCCAAGAGUGACUAUCGCUUUAGACACUAUUGUGUUUGCCUGGGAAUCAGAUACAUUCUAUGACGAUGAACAGACAGCCCAAAUAGAACAACUGAUGUUUCAAUUCGGUCAUGACGAAAGAGUGUCCAGUCCACUUCUUGAAUGGCGAUUAGAGUCUUUGUCACCUUGUUCCCCUUAUACUGGAGGCUGCUUCAAAUAUCCGCUAAAUCGUCUCCAGAAUCAAGACACGGGAGACGGACUACUUUUCUAUAUAAACAUUCACAUAUACAACAAUGCCGGUCACUUUACGUCAAUCAGGACCGAAACGUUCCAAUUGCCUUCGCGAUAUCCACCAGGACACGGACAUGUUCUGGAUUUGGAUCCAGAAAUGGUGAACACUACAACAGAUAUUGCUGUUCAUUUUACUGAACACAGUAUGUGCGCUGGUUGGAUGGGAUUUAAACAUCAUGAACGGCUUUUUCUGGAAGUGGGGAUAGGAUUAGAUCGCACAACGGCAGAUGUAGUUCCAUUUCAGAGCACAUCAGAAAUGACCAGAAUCUGCCUUAAUUCAAGUUUAAUUGGUAACGGCAAAGUAUAUUUUUUCAUUGUUAAAGCAAGCUGUAGCGGAGGUACAACCAUAUCUGCGUCUAACGGAGUCCGAAUAUAUGAUGACAAUUAUCUGAAAAAUAAAUUUGAAAUAAAAAUCGGCAAAGAGUGCUUCUCCGCCAAUGUCUUGGAAGUUAACGUUUCGAUUGCAAACGACAGUACGUUUAUCAAACUUCCAUUCACAUUGAUUAUCGGACAGCGAUAUGUCUUGUUCGCGGAAAGUAGUGAAUGGCAAAGAACACUGAGCAUCAAUUCAAGUGACGCUCUAGUCCAACCCGAACAUAACAACUAUGUUCUGAUCCCUUACACCGAGAAACCUAUUCUACAAGUACAGGGAAGUAUCUCAAAGCAAAUCAUAUUGCGUUUGAAAAUCAGUAAAUGCCCUGCAGAGAAUAUCCUUCUGAACAACAAUCAAUUGAAUAUUAGCUGGGCCUUUCAUAAAAGCGCAACAAUUAAGGAUAUUGUAUUUUCAGCUGCGUUACUCAAAUACGUGACUGUUAACGGCUCGGAUGUAGAAAGUAUAUUCGCGCCACCUCAACCCCCUGUUGGGUCAUCUGGGAUAACGUUCUUUGAUAUGAAUGUUGAAGCCCAAACAAUGUAUAAGGCUAGCGUACAGUUGUGCAACAAUGUAAGAUGUCUCAGUCCCAUUCACUCAAGGGCAUUUACAAUCGAACUUGAAGCUCCUGAUAUUUCGUUUAUAAAAUUGGAACUUAUAGUCGCAGAUGCUGGGGAGUGCGUUGAGAUUCAAGCGUCAUGGCAAAUAAUCGGACAGAGCGACAACGUUGCAUUCUAUCAAUGGUCUGUAAGUCGUGAUGCGAUAGGUGGUCAACUAUUGUCUGUUUGGGAGAAUGUGCGGCCAAAUGGAACCGCCGUUAAGGUUGCGAAUUGCGUUGUUCUCCCAGGCCACGGACAUCUGACAUCUUUCCUCUGCGUCCGGGUAUUUUCUGUAAGUGGUUUAGCAAAGACAUCUUGUCAGAAGAUGAAUAAAGGUGAGAGUGGGUCCUAUUCCAAAACUGCUGUGUACGACUUUGAUUCGUCGUCAGUCAGUUGGGUCUUCAUCAAAAAGAUGCUGUCUAGUUCUGACAUUGGAAAGCACUAUGUCCUUCUUCACGAUUCAGAAAUAAACAUAGGCACAACUGCCGGUUCGAGCGAUAUUUUUGAAAUUGUUAGAACUGGCAUGGAAACAUCUGCAAUAUUGAAUAUGCCAGCACCGUCUGAUGGAAGUCAAGUUUUCUUCACGGUCAAUGCAACGGAUUAUGCCGGCUUGUCUACCAGCUCGGAGUCUUUGGAGUUGAUCAUGGAUACAUCACCGCCUGUAUGUGGCAGAGUUACGAUUGUAAACAACCUUCAGAGAAACAUAUUCAUCAACCGAGAACUUGCAACUGUUCGUUUCGAGGGAUUUUCGGAUCCGCACAGUGGCUUGGACUAUUUCAAUGUUGGCAUUGGUACAAUCGAAGGAGUAACAGAUAUAAUGUCUGAAACGAAAGUUUCUAUCGACUACAUCGAAUUAAAUUUAGCGCAGAUGAUCGACGGUCAUCUGUAUUUCAUUAUUGUGCAAGCGAUCAAUCGAGCAGGGCUGGUUUCUAAAUCAGUAUCAAAAAGAUUUGUAUUAGAUCGAACCGCUCCCACUGGAGGACACAUUCUCGAUGGGAUCAAAGGAGCUGGGGAGAUCGAUUUCCAAAGUGAUAUCUACGUUAUCAACGCAUAUUGGAAAGAUUUUUACGACCCAGAGAGUAGCUUGGCAUUCUUUAAAGUUGGUCUUGGGACCGAUCCAUAUCAGACCGAUGUGAGACCUCUUAAAGAUGUCGGAAUGAUGACAGAGGUUUCGUGGAAUGGCCCGUUUGUUCCUGGCCAAAAAUACUUUGUGACUGUGGAAGCGUGUAAUAACGCAAACCUUUGUACCAGCCGUUUUUCUGACGGUCUUAUUGUCGACAACUCACCCCCAGUACGCGGUCUUGUACAUGUUGGUCCAGGCGAAGGUCAUGACAAAUAUUUAGGACAUCGAUCAUCUAUUAGAAUAAGUUGGCAAGGCUUCGAAGAUCCGCAAUCAGAUAUAGCUCAUUUUGAAGUAUGUGUGUCAACACCCAAGGGCGAGUGUGACAUUGUUGGUCUAUCAAAUCGGCUGCUCCACUCUUCAAUUAUAAUCUCAAAUAUAACGCUACCGAUUAAUAUUUCACUUAUAGCAACACUUUGGGCGUUCAAUGGAGUCGGCAUGAAUGUGUCGAAGGCGUCUGAUAUUUUUCUUAUUGACGACACACCACCAGUUGUUGUGAAAGCUCCGAAAUUCCUACUAAAAUAUAACUCUGCAAAUUGUAAACUGUCACAAUGGGAAAAAUCCAUCUUACGUGUCAAAUGGGAAUUUAAGGACGACUUCAGCCCUAUCGUUCGACAUGAGAUUUCCUUGAAAACGCAUCACGAAGGACACACGCCUGUUGAGAGUCUUGUCUUAGGAUCGGAACGCCAUGUGACUGUCAGCUUAAAUGGGAAGAAUUGGCUUAAUGACGGUGACAAGUACUAUGCAAUUGUAACAUCGUGCAACGCUGCCGGACUAUGCUCUUCUGAGCGAACAAGCGACCUUUUAAUUGAUUCUACUCCACCUCACCUAGGUGGAUUUAAACAACCUUUGACGUGGACGAACUACAUUGAUACACUAGGAAAUAAAGUAACAAAUCUAUCCUUGACAUGGUAUGGGUUCCACGACCAGGAGUCCGGAAUUGAAAACUAUUACGUGACGGUCUCGCGGUCCUACAGUUUCCAUGAACUUUCAAGUGGAGUAAUAAGAAUUAAAAAUACAAACCGAAGCGAAACUAUUCAAACUUCAUUUGUACUGACUGAAAGCGUGUUUCCUGACGAAUCAAUAAUUCUUUCGAUAUGGGCACAAAACAAUGUCGGCCUAAACAGUUCGAUUGCAAGGGUCACUGUGAAUGUUUUAUCUGCGACAUCUAGAAAUGAAAUUGGAAUUUUAGAAAUAGAAAAACAUUCAUGCGACAUACAUUUUUGUAACAAGGAUUGUACGUGCGCAGUUAUAGAUCGUCCAUGUGUAGAAGUAAGCACCAACGUUACAUGCUCAGAUAUCUCUCACACGGAUGCGCAGAAUCAAAAUCUACCAACAUUCGAUGUAUAUGGGGGACUACCGCAUGAAAUCCUAAAUGUGUCGGCUUCAUCAGCAUGUCUGAGUGGGCACUGGUCACGAACAAAUGGAGGAAGUACUGAAAAUAUUCAUCGCUUUGAAUGGAGCAUUGGCGUACAUGGGCACGCUGUCGGCGAAGGGGUGUUCCAUCUGAAACUAGAAAACCCAUGGAAUGAUGUUGGACUAAGAUUAGAAUUUAUUCAUUGUCUACCAGUAAAUCGUUCAUUGGUACAUGAAGAACGAUACGUUGUCUAUGUGAGGGCUUGGUAUAGCGAAAGAACAUACACUGUCUUCAAGUCGUCUCCAAUCAUGAUUGAUCAAACCCCACCCAAUGUCAGACGCGGUCGUUUUAUCAGGGAGGGUAAUUGUCUUGAAGACUUGGAUUUUAUUGACUGGACGAAAAAUAUCAUGGCCUGUUGGGACGGGGUGUUUACUGAACAGCAGAGCUUCAUUGAUCAUUUCAGUGUCAGCCUUGGAACAUCACCUCACAAUGAUGACAUAUUUCAACAAAUUGAAGUCGGACUAUCAACAAACAUAAGUCUUAAUAAUAUUUAUCUCAAUCCAGGCACGCGCUAUUACUUUACAGUUAUUGCUGUUAAUAGUGUUGGACUACACACUGCAUUUGCAUCGGAUGGAUUCAUUAUUGAUACAGAUAAUCCCAUCCACGGGGUUGUGUUCAAUACAAUUGAACACAAAAACUCAGAUAUCCAGAAAUCGACAGCAACCUUUAAACUGUCUUGGCACGGAUUCCAGGAUCAUUUCUCUGGAAUAAAGCACUAUCUGGUUGCAUUUGCCAACGACGGGGAAUACAAUGAAUCAAAUAUGACCUUUACAAAUGUUGGUUUAUCAAACAAGUAUUCCUUUACAAAUUUGAGUCUUGUGCACGGCGAGUCUUAUUUUGGAUUCGUCAAAGCUGUUGACGCAGCAGGUCAUGAAAGUGCAACUGUAAGAUCCCCAAAACAAACAAUCGAUACGACUCCACCAAAAGGUGUUUCAUGUGAAUCAACUAAAACUAUUCAAAUUGAUGUUUCUUGCAACGUUACUUAUGAAAGUGUGUCGCUGUGGUUCAACGCAAAUCUCUCGAAAGAUAGCAUGUAUGUUGUUAACGGAAAGAUUAAAGACGUUACGUAUGAGCUCAACCCGAUUUUUCAGAUUGACAAAUAUAGUAUGCCCUUACCCUUACAGAAACAUCAUGAUGGAUGGUUCGAAUAUCAUUACAUGUUUAUAUCGCCGUUAACAGGGUUGCAAACCAUUACCAUUGAAUUUGGAAAACUGCUUGCUGAGCACUCAAUUCAGAAUGUUGAUUUUGAAGUGUGUCAAAUGGUGGAAAACAAUUCCGUUGCUAUUUCUGUAAACCAAAUAGGCCCAUAUUCGCUGACUGUGUCCUUGGGGAUACUGGAUUCGGAAAGCGAGUUAAAGGCGAUUUCUGACAUGUAG
This is a messenger RNA of Dreissena polymorpha, 8082 nucleotides long. RefSeq lists its product as uncharacterized. Gene Ontology annotation, molecular function: protein binding. Bases 121 to 8082 code for a protein of 2653 amino acids. The transcript has 17 exons. The record is from RefSeq and is a predicted model, not a curated record. Lineage: Eukaryota; Metazoa; Mollusca; Bivalvia; Myida; Dreissenidae.